GAGGCCCAACUUGGUCCCCACCUAGCGAACGAAACUGCAUGAGUAAGUGUCAGAGGCACUCAGUACAGUUACUGACGGCCCGUACCGUGAACGAUCGCCGUCGUCGACCGUUGUCACCGUGUCGUCGUGUCGUCGUCGAACAGAGUCGGAUUCUACCAUGCGCUGCUCUUGAUAAACGUAUGCGGUUAAAAUUAGAAAAUAGUAAUUUUCCCCGAAGAAAGGAAGCGAAAGAGAGGAACAAGCGAAAACAGAGAGAAGAGAAAGCAAAGGAUCGUUCGGUUGAUGACCAGGUGUACCUCGUCGACGAAGUGACAGUGCCUUCGAAUGUGUAUAUGGACGAGAUCGCCGAGAUGACCGUUCCACCGACACUGCCGGCGAAGACUCAGCCCCGGGACGUGAGUCAAGUUGCCCGACAGACUGUGUCAAUCCGGACUGUUUCCAGUCCCCCCACAGCUCCUUUGAGUACAGGGGCCGGAGCAACGGUAUUUGUCGGACUGGCCGCUCCUGACGUCGAUUCCGCGGCAGCCUGUAGGAGAAGAAUCCCGGAAGUGCAAGCCGCGAACGGCUACGGUAAGCAGAGCAGCGUGAAGUCUGUUCAGAGCACGCAGAACCAGCAACAACUGCACCACGGGCAACAGCAAUACCAUCAACAGCAGCAGGCGGCUCAUGUGGUGAAGAUCAAGAUCAACCCGGAUGGUGAUAAGAACGGAAGGGUGAUAUCGACCGUACGAUUGACGCUGGACGAGAACAUCGCCCACGAAGCCGAGCAGGAGAACGGGAUCGCGUGCGAACGUUCGAGCAAGCGUGACGGUGGUGUGGUCGUGAGUGCGACGAAUCUGGUGAACGAGCGGCGUUGUGGAAGUGUCGGUGCCGGUGACGGCUGUGUGAGGAUCAGUGUUGGCUCGAACGCCUUCGAACGCAACAAUAACAACAAGGAUAAGCGUAAUCGGAACGACGACAGCUCGGAGAAAGAGAUGGUUCAUCGUGAAACAUCGGAGCCUUUGAAUACGUCCUCUCCGAACAAUCGUUCGGGCUCUUGCUUUUACUAUAAUUCGUAUCCCAGCCAGUUGAACGGGAUGGUGAUGUCCAGUGGACAGUGUUCACCGAGUGACACCUUGGACAGCGGGACCUGUAGCGACCUGGAUGGCACACCGCCGCCUCUUCCUAAGAAAAAGAACGCCAGCACGGUUAUCCUGGCGAGUGAUCAACACAAUCGUACGGGUAGUCUGACCAGCAGUGGAGCAGAAGUUGAUAGUGACGACAACGAGAGCAGUAUUAGCUGCGAUUCUUUAAACGGUGGCGAGUUGAGCGACAGAAUAAUCGAUGGCGGUAUCAAUGGAAAUGGUGUCGAGGCUGAUCGAGCAUCCUUAGAAUUCCAAGAACACUCGGAGAAUGAUCGUGUGAAGAACGGAGUGGAUCGUCAAAAAUAUAGAGACACGAACGACACUAUCGUGAGUCUAAACAGACUAGACCUGUCGAACGGUCAGGAAGAACGAACGAACGAAGAAUCCACGCCAACUGCAUCGACUCCGGAAGUCCACUCGAAUUCUUGCUCGUCCAGAGCUUCUCCUAGUGUUUCUCCUUCACCUUCUGGUACUUCCUCUUUAUCAAAAGCCUCUUCCACUCCAAGGAUCAGAAGCCCUGAUCCGAACAUAGAACAAAAUGGCAGGUUAUCGUCGCCAGUGGUGAAAGAAUGCACUUACGAGGAGAGGAAGCAGGAACAGGAGAGGUUAGAGCAGGAGUCGGUUGCUAACGACAUCGACACCAGCAUCAAUCCUCUGACUGGGAAGAAGUACGUGUACGAGUACGACAGGUUCUACAAGUUUCACGUGAACGAAUUGAAGGGCAACAAUAAAGACACUAGCAGGGGAGUGGUGUUAGGCGAUAAGGACACCGAUGAAUGUUUCGCUGGUUACAAGAUCCUCGAGAAGGAAGCCAUACGCAGUGCCAAGGGAACUGUCCGUGGUGUCAAAAACAGGGUGCGCGCAGGAAUCGCGACAUUCCUUCAAAAACCAUCCUCUCAGGCGUAUAUAAAGAAGGAACUGGGUAAAGUGGUGGUGUACACAACGACCUCUGGUAUCGUGAGGAAAACGUUCUACAACUGCAAGAAGGUGAAGCAAAUUCUGAGGACGCAUAUGGUCAAAUACGACGAGUUGGACCUGUUUGGCGACGCAGAGUUGCAGACCGAAUUGAGAGAUCGUUUGGGCUCCACGGUGAUACAGUUGCCGCAGCUUUUCAUUGAUGGACAACACAUCGGGGGAUUCGACACCGUAGAGCGACUCAACGAAUCUGGAGAGCUGAGAGAAAUGCUUAAGCCUUACCAGAGCGAAGACGCGUGCACAGUGUGUCUAUUCUGCGGCGGUUACCAAUGGCAGCUGUGCCCGGUUUGCAAUGGCAGCAAGAGGUCUGUUCAUCGUAACGACUUCACCGCGGAAUUCGUCGCCCUGAAGUGCGCGAAAUGCGAUGUGAACGGUCUGAUUCGCUGUCCCCAUUGCUGAGGCAUCAAAACGGAAGAAGAAAACGGCGAGCACGUGCUCGAAACGACAUCGUAUCCCCGAUACUGGCAUCGAAUCGCUAGCGUUACACGUUCCCCUAUCUAAGACUAAGGUGCUACAAGAAGUAUAUUGCAUGUUAAACACGUUAUGGAGAAGUUCUUGCUGUCGUGUCGCGAACAACGAACAGAUCUAUUGUACGAUCAGUCGCAUAUCAAACGAUCGCCGUGCAAGCGCUGUCUCGACUUGAAUUUUUUCAUUCACUUCCGUUCCAUUCACACGAAGAGCUUCGUGGCAUUAGAUAUGAUUUAUGGGAAGCACUCAUGGAAAUUCGAGAUAAAACGGCGCCGGCACGCUCGAUCUUGAAUACCGAGCACGAUUCGCAGACGCUGAUCGCGAGACCGUGCACGUGAACUGUAAAAUAUCGACUAAUAAAGCUUAUCUAAUGUUUUGUAACAUGCAA
This is a messenger RNA of Bombus impatiens (common eastern bumble bee), 2955 nucleotides long. RefSeq lists its product as uncharacterized. Gene Ontology annotation, biological process: sensory perception of sound. The record is from RefSeq and is a predicted model, not a curated record. The transcript is spliced from 5 exons. NCBI's taxonomy places the organism in Eukaryota, Metazoa, Arthropoda, Insecta, Hymenoptera, Apidae. Bases 39 to 2498 code for a protein of 819 amino acids.